UGUGCAUCAUAUGGAGCGGCCGGCCUGGUAUUCCCCAGUGUGAAAAUACUGGGCCGGUUCCUUGGCUCUUCUCUGCAGACCUCCAGUGGUCCUACCUGUUCCUCGGUCCAGCUGUGUCCUCAGUCUUCUCCACGGAAGUCCGCAGUCUCUGGUCAUCUCAUGUACUAUGUCUGCAGUCUCUGGUUAUGUCCUGUACUGUGUCCGCAGUCUCUGGCCACCUCCUGUAGUAUGUCCGCAGUCUCUGGUCACCUCCUGUACUGUGUCCACAGUCUCUGGUCAUCUCCUGUACUGUGUCCACAGUCUCUGGUCAUCUCCUGUACUGUGUUCACAGUCUCUGGUCAUCUCCUGUACUGUGUUCACAGUCUCUGGUCAUCUCCUGUACUGUGUUCACAGUCUCUGGUCAUCUCCUGUACUGUGUCCUCAGUCUCUGGUCAUCUCCUGUACUAUGUCUGCAGUCUCUGGUCAUCUCCUGUACUAUGUCUGCAGUGUCUGGCUAUCUCCUGUACUGUGUCCGCAGUCUCUGGUCAUCUCCUGUACUGUGUCUGCAGU
Messenger RNA from Staurois parvus, 549 nucleotides. NCBI's taxonomy places the organism in Eukaryota, Metazoa, Chordata, Amphibia, Anura, Ranidae. The record is from the annotation of a GenBank genome assembly.